Molecule: messenger RNA, 1408 nt
Organism: Cucumis melo (muskmelon)
Lineage: Eukaryota; Viridiplantae; Streptophyta; Magnoliopsida; Cucurbitales; Cucurbitaceae
Product: zinc finger CCCH domain-containing protein 11
Exons: 8
Coding region: 187-1275 (362 amino acids)
Biological process (GO): cytoplasmic translation
Cellular component (GO): cytosol
Molecular function (GO): mRNA binding; metal ion binding
Source: RefSeq, a predicted model, not a curated record
AAAGCGAAAUCUUGCCUUCCCCGUCCGUCCUCCAUUUUUCAGGUUAGAGAAGAACAGGCUCUGAUACAUCUGUUCGUACAAACCCUAAAUCAUCUAACAUCGCGAUAAUUUAAGCGAAUUUUCUGUUUUAAUCUUCGAUUUUCGUUUUAUUUCUGGCUAUCAAUCGACUUUGAAUGCGAAAUAAGCAUGCCGCCGAAGCAGCAAUCGAAAGCCGAAUUAGCGAAGAAGCAGAAGGUUGUUGAAGACAAGACUUUCGGUCUCAAGAACAAGAAUAAGAGCAAAAACGUACAGAAAUAUGUUCAAAAUCUCAAGCAAUCCGUCCAGCCAAAAGUCGACCCGACUAAAGUAGCUGCCAAGAAAAAGAAGGAGGAAGAAAAAGCUAAAGAGAAGGAGUUGAAUGACUUGUUUAAGAUUGCUGUUAGUCAGCCCAAAGUACCCGUUGGUGUUGAUCCGAAGUCUAUAGUUUGUGAGUUUUUUAAAGUGGGACAGUGUACGAAAGGGUUUAAAUGCAAGUUUUCACAUGAUUUGAAUGUCCAGAGGAAGGGUGAGAAGAUUGAUAUAUACAGUGAUAAGCGUGAUGAAGAAACGAUGGAGGACUGGGAUCAAGAGACGUUGGAGAAGGUUGUCGAGUCAAAAAAGAACGAGUAUAACCUCAACAAGCCGACUGAGAUUGUCUGCAAGUAUUUUCUGGAAGCAGUAGAAAAGAAGCAGUAUGGCUGGUUUUGGGUGUGUCCUAAUGGUGGUAAAGAAUGCCACUAUAGACAUGCUCUUCCUCCAGGAUAUGUUUUAAAGUCACAAAUGAAGGAACUGUUGGAAGAGGAGAGCCAAAAGAUUGCCAUAGAGGAAGAGAUUGAGAAUGAGCGUGCAAAAGUCAAGACCACUACUCCCAUAACUCCGGAGCUUUUCUUUCAAUGGAAGAAGAAAAAGAUGGAUGAAAGAAAUGCUGGUUUGGCUGCACAACAAGCAGAGAGAGCUAAGAAUGAUCGCAUGAGUGGUCGUGAGUUGUUUCUUGCAAAUGCAAGCUUGUUUGUGGAUGAUGCUGAGGCAUACGAAAAAUAUCAGCGAGAAGAAGAACCUGAAGCCGACGAAUCAAAGGCCAAAGAUAAUUCAACUGGUGGACCAAGUACCUCAACAAAUGCUGUUGAUGAUUCUGAAGACGUUCUUUUGGAUGAAGACGAUGACGACGAACUGGAUCUCGACGAGCUAAACGAACUUGAGGCAACUUUGUCUAGAACUUCAAUUCAGAUCCGGGAGCCAGGUAUCGAGGCCUCUUGAGAAUUAGACAGGGUGCAGUGUUGCAGAGUAUGUGUUUGAUAUUUGGUAAAAGAAAAAGAAAUUGAAGAACAUAAUGUAUUGGAGUUUUAUGUUCUCUUAUUUGGAAUUGGAGUGUCUCUUGGUUCAUAUCAAA